GGGGGGGGGGGGGGGGUUUGCAGGCAAAGCCAGGCUCGCCCGAGGCUCGUCACGGCCACGCAAAUAGACGGACGGAUGGAGACGACGGACGCUCCUCGGUGAGCAGAAAGCCAGGCUGUCGCCGUCUGUGCCUCCCAGCUCGUUUAAUUUGGCGGCGAGCAGCAGCUGACCUCAAAUCGACCAGUUUCAUAGCGACCAACUCUUAAGGAUCGACCUAUUAUUGGCCUUUUUUUUGUUUUAAUCUGACUACCGCGGCGUCAGUGAUAAGUUUAAAAACUUCAGGGAGCUUUUGAUUUGUUUGAUUUGAGAUGCCGCUUCCACCCGGAACUUUUUGUUGCACUUGGAUUUUUUUAUUUUCGGGGGGGGGGGGGGGGGGGGGUCGCGCUUUAAUAAACAUGUUCCAAGGCAUUUCCACUGUGUUUGUUAUCGCUUUUGCUGCAGCUGAAAAUGGGCUCCUAGUAUUACUUGAUCAAUCGUAGGGGCGAACAGCUUCCUGACAGUAGCAACCAAGAAAGAAAGUUUUGGUGCCGGCAGGUCAGGGAGGCGCGAAUAAAAGUUUUGGUGACCGCAGGGGGCGCUGCUCUGCUCAGCCUCGUCAAGUGCCGUUAGCAUUAGCGUGCAUGCCGGAGGCUGCAUAUUGGGCAAGCUCUUGUUUUAUCAACUGUCAAUGGCCAUGUUUGUUCUUCUCCACGUUUCCAGGUGCAAAGGUCAUCUUGCUGGCUGGCUGGCUGCCUGGCUUGUGUGUGGAGCAGGAAGCAAGGGGCACAAAGGCGCAGAGUCCGAAUGGGAAUCAUAAAUCUUGAACGGACUUCCUGUUUCCCGCCCCACGUCAGGUCAGGUGCCGAGGAGCUUAAACCGAGCCGAAGGAGGAUUGUGGGUGGCUGCUGCUCGCCUUUCACCGUCCCUUUGGGCGCGUUUGUGCUUCACUCGUGUGUUGCUCGCUCGCCCGGCCGCAACGCUCCCUCCCAUGUGACUCUAAGGUGAGCCACCCGCUCCUGCUGCUGGCCGGCCGACCGGCAGGCAGGCAGGCAGGCAGGCAGACUUCCUGGAGAAGUUGUUCAUCGCAAACGAGAUGAAUGGCAAUGAGACGCCAGCCUUCCCCAUCUUUGGCCCCUCCGACACCAACAGCCAUGACGCUUCCCAAGCCAAAGCUACGGCAAAGUCCCGUGCCAAAGCUCUUGUCGAAAGCGAUCAAGUCUACUUCCUGCACUCAUCGUCCGGACAGAAGCGGAAAGGGCGACGGAAAUGGCAUCGCACGAGCAGUGUCGACAGCCGCGCUGACACGUCCCAGUACCAGGUGGAGCACCUGAGCACCUUUGUGAUGGAGCGCAAAGCCGGCUUGCUGACGGUGGAGGACGGCGUGCGACGGCUGCGGCUGCUGGACGCCAAAGGGAAGAUCUGGACGCAGGACAUGCUGCUGCGUGUCCACCGCGACAACGUCAGCCUCGUCGACGCAGACACCGAGUGCGAGCUGGAAGUGUUUCCGCUGAGUUCGGUCCAGCAGUGCCAAGCGGUGAGCAACGCGUGCAGCUUUGAUUCCAUCUUGGCGCUGGUGUGCAAGGACUUGGGUCAGAACAAAGCCGACCUUCACCUCUUCCAGUGCGAGCACAUCAAGGCCCACCUGAUCUACGCCGACAUCCAGAGCGCCUUGACGGACGCCAAAGGAGGCAAAGCCAGGAAACGGCCGGAGGUCCUCAAGAUGAUCCUGAAGAGCGAGGGCCAAAUCCCGCCUCCUCCCGCCGCUGCCGCCCCAGAAGCGCCGACCGGUGCGGAUGACCCCGAGAGUGGAGCCGACGCCCCGCCGGACCGCCGUGGUGAACCGCAGAAGGUGCCGUUGGAGGACGCCGAGGUGGUCCUUGUGGACCGCGAUGUGCAAAUCCUGAACCGCCUCCUGGACGACAUCGAGGCCUUCAUCGGCCAACUGCAGAAAGUGGCCGAGGCCAGUGGUCAGCUGGCCCAGCGCAAGAAAAACAAGAACAAGAAGAGUCCCGGAGAGGGCGUCCUGACGCUGCGCUCCAGAGCGCCCGACCGCCGCCGCUUCCUCGACUGUCUGCAGAAGUUCAAGUUUGCCUUCAACCAGCUGGGCAAACUCAACGGCCGCAUCCAGAACCCCAGCGCAGACGAGCUUCUCCACUUCCUCUUCACCCCCCUGAGAAUGGUGGUCCGGGCAUCGGGCGGCGCCGAAGUAGCCCGCGGCGUAACGGUCCCGCUCCUCACCCGCGCCGCCAUCGAGCUCCUGCACGCCGCCGGCACCGUCGAGGAGCGCCGCCUUUGGGUGGCGCUGGGAGAUGGGUGGACCAAGUGCAGGUUGGAGUGGCCCAAGGAUCACGACUUCCCGCCGUGCCCGCUGGUCUUCGACGACGGUUGGGAGCCGCCGCCGCCGGCUGCCGCACGACCCACGGGAUGCCUGGCCGACGGCGAAAGCUACUCAAAGGAGGCCUCCCGCCGACAGAGUUUGGAAGAAGACGUCGCCCCAGAGCACGCCGGCGGACACCAAGCGAAGCAAAGCAGACGCUUUGCCAAAUCCAAGUACGACUUUGUGGCCAGGAACAACACCGAGCUGUCAGUGCUCAAGGACGAGCUGGUGGAGGUCCUAGAUGAUCGCAAGCAGUGGUGGAAGGUGCGCAACGGCGACGGCUCGCUGGGCUACGUGCCAAACAACAUCCUGGAGGCCGCCGCUGCGCCCGCUGUGGAUAUGACGGGUCGCGGCGCCGAGCCCGUCUACAGCCACACCAUACAGCUGAUGAUGCCGCGGAAGGAGUUUGACGUGUUCAAGCAAUUACUGGGAGAGCUCAACGAGAAGCAGAGCGUCGCCAGGACGGAAAAGCUUCCCGCCCAAGUGGUGCCCAUGCCCCCGCCGCCCGCUGGUCCGCCCACACCGCCGCACGCUGUAGACGCCGGCCCCGAGACGGCCGCCGUGGCCGAGUGGCGCGUCAGUCGCCCCGACGGCGCGCCGACCCGUGAGGCAAACGAAGACGACGACGACGACAACACCGCCGCGAGAGCCCUUACCGAUCGCAGGAAGUCCACCAUGGAGGAAGUCCAGGACGAGCUACUCCACCGCCUGACGUUGGGCCGCAGCGCCUGCAAGCAAGUCGGCGUGCCGGCGCGGCGCGGCGCUGCUGCCGGCGCCGCCGCCGCCUCCAACCUUCCCGGUGUCAGCAUCACGUACGAGUCGUCACCCGACGACGUGCGUGGCUGGCUGGAGGCCAAAGGUUUCGCCCCGGUCACCGUGGAGAGUCUGGGCGUGCUGACUGGUGCGCAACUCUUCUCGCUCAACAAGAACGAGCUGAAAACGGUCUGCCCGGACGACGGCGCUCGCGUCUUCAGCCAGGUCGCCGUGCAGAAGGCCGCGCUGGAGCGCGAGUCUGGCUCCGAGCUGCGGGAGGUCAUGAGGAGGCGUCAGCAGAUCCUGGCGGGAGCGGGCCCCACCCAUUGAAGAUCUUGCCACUUCCUCCCUCCCGGUUCAGCCCGACGGCGCCUUGCCACUGGAACGUUCGCCAACACUCGUGUUGACGAAGCCACGUCGCAGCAAGCGGUGUUAGCUUAGCCGCCCGCCAUUGGUCACUGCAUCAGCUCGGAGCUGUUUUCUUGUCGCGCCGCUUCUUGUGCUGCAAUAGCAAAAAGUGUCACUUAGUGAGCGACUGCAAGCAUUUCUUUGUCACCGGGCCCUCUUUUAGAAUAAAUGGAAAAAGCACAUGGUC
Syngnathus acus (greater pipefish) is the source of this 3704-nucleotide messenger RNA. RefSeq names its product epidermal growth factor receptor pathway substrate 8a (gene eps8a). Bases 1073 to 3439 code for a protein of 788 amino acids. Gene Ontology annotation, biological process: regulation of Rho protein signal transduction; positive regulation of ruffle assembly; Rho protein signal transduction. The transcript has 24 exons. The record is from RefSeq and is a predicted model, not a curated record. Gene Ontology annotation, cellular component: plasma membrane; ruffle membrane; vesicle. Gene Ontology annotation, molecular function: actin binding. NCBI's taxonomy places the organism in Eukaryota, Metazoa, Chordata, Actinopteri, Syngnathiformes, Syngnathidae.